AUGUUCAGGAAUACAUCCUCAUCUUUUUAUAAAGAAUCAUUCGUUCCUCUUAAUGGCUUUACAUCAAAAGGAUCAAAAGUUGAAUCUAUUGAGUAUGUUUUGGAACCGAGGCCUAAUGAAAAACCCGAUAAAGAUUACGAAGAAAUUUUCAUUGAAGAAAAUAACAGCGUAGCAAACCAAGGCUCGAUACAUCACACCGAAGCAAAUCCGACAAGCUAUAUAGCCUGGAGGGUUGUAGAUUCGGCAAGAGUAUUAGAAUUAAGACAAUUUCUUAUACCUUCAAAAAACAUUGCUGGUAAUUUAAAUCACAUUAGUCAACCUGGAGACACAACCCCUGUAAUCAGAAUCAAGUUUUCUUCAAUAAUUGUACCAAAUGUAGGCUUCAUUACUGAUCCUAUAACACGUAGCUUACAUUGUGUACUGCUGCUAUCGUCUAAAAUGUUGUAUCAAUUGGAGUUACCAUUAGAUACACUUUUUACGAAAAGAAAUUUGAUGGAAUACUAUGAUGUUAGAGCAAAGGUGAGAUCACUUAAAGAAAAAAUCCCUGCUUUGGUACAUGUGAUUGAUAAUGAAAAUAUUAUUAUCGGAUGUACAAAUGGAAGUGUUAUUCAUUUAAAACAAACCGAAACUAUUAAAAAGAAACCAGGCUUUAAUAAAAUGGAUGAUUGUUUUGAUGAAUUAGAAUUUAAAGAUAAUAGUUAUUAUAAAUUCAUGAAUAACUUAUUGGGAGCAAGGCCGAUGAUAUUUGGUGGCAACAAUGACCAGCCAAUCUCCCCACUUCAACCAGUUUCAAUGGAUUCAUAUGUCUGUGGAACAAAAGGAUAUAUAAUAUAUAUUUGUCGUAAUAGAAAAGUAGUGAUAUGUUCCUUGAACACUCAUUCAUAUAUAUCACAUGACCCACUUGCAGAAAUCAGGCCACAAAACGAUAUUUUGGAAUUAUUAGGUAGAGACGAUAAUAUAGCGAUUCAUCAAAUUACUGCAGAGUUUGAUGACAAUCCAUUGCUGCCUCCGAAUUCGCGAGGUUAUGUGAGGAUUUUAAACUUCAAUAAACAUCCAUCUUCAUUCUUUUUCAUGGUUUCUGUUCCUACAACAUUUAAUUGUUAUUUCAUAACUUAUCUUGUUAAUGUUGACACAUCGGGUGUGUUGAAAGAUGCAAAAGUGGCAGGAGUGACAUCAUUUAACCAUUAUCACAAAUUUGACUCCAAUCAAAGCUCGAGCACAAAGUUAAUUGAUAUGUCUUUGAAAUUUCAACAAAUAUAUAAACCGCCGCCGCCGCCACCACCAAAUGAAUAUCAGGAAAAUCAACAAGUAGCCCUAAUAGAAGAUGAAAAAUUGGAAUAUGAUUGUAGACUAUGGGCUUUAUGGGAGCAUGAUAAACAAUCAGUUGUUUCAUUUGUAGAUUUUCAAGUUUUAUAUUAUCCAUCUAGACAUAAUAACAGAUCAUCCGAGUUCCUUUUUAGUAAUGAAUGGACAAUAGUUGCUAAAGUAGCAAAAGAAAUUUUUGAUAAAGAAUAUUUGUAUACACUACAAGGCGUGUUGAAAAAAGAUCUCAUUAAAUUUUAUUUGGAUUAUAUUUUUUGUCCUACAAGAUUUUCACAUUCAAUUAUUAAGAUUUCUUUAAAAAAAUAUAUUGAUUAUGUUAUUGAUAAUUUGGAGGAACAGGAUGAUUCAAGUACUAAGCAGUAUCUUGUGAAAGUCUUGGAUUCAUUAGAAUAUACCACCAAUUUAAAACAAAUUGUCAGAUGUGCAAUCGCAAGGCAUAUUUUGAAGAAUAAAAAUGAGACAACAUCAAUGAAAUCUGAUUUAGGUCAAUCAAUUAGAUUAGCAUGGGAGAGUUUUAUAGAAAUUUGUCAUGAUGAGGGAAUAACUUGUCGUAGACCUUUAAGUAUUUAUGCUGGAGAUUUGAUAAUUAUUAAGUUACAGGAUGGCUUAUCUGUCAUUAGAUCAUGUGAGCCGUUAGAAGUGUUUCAACAUAGUUUAACGGAUGAUUUCGAGACUUUUACUUUGACUUCAAAUCCAUAUUAUCGCAUACCACAAUAUUGUUUGUUAGAUCAUCAAUCAUCUAAUAUCACAAGAGUUUUGACAAUUGGAAAUGUUAUUGCAAUGAGUUUACCUGAUAGAGCAUUAUUGAGCAUUGAUAAAGAUUUAGUUGAUGUACUAUUAAAUAAAGAGAAUGACCACAGUGAAGUUCGUACAAUACUACGUAUUGCUCACGAUAAAAUUUAUAUUCCGCAUAUGAAAAGUUAUUUGGAUGAUCAAACGUUGAAUUCAAUAUCAAACAUGUUACGAUCAAUUCAAAAUUUUGAAACUUUAAUCAAACCAAUUUUUGAUUUGCUACACAGUUUGGAAUAUGAUGCUUCUUUAACAAAUAUUGUAGAAAUGAAAACGACUGUUUUCGUUGAUGCUGUCAUUGCAUCAACAAUUACUGAUAUAUUACAAACACGUUACACCAUAUCAAAAUCGAUGUUUUUAUUAAUGGUAUUUUUAACUUGUUCUCAAAGUGAAGAGCAUCUAAAAAGAUUGUCUAUUAGCAUGUCUACUCUAUACACAUUUAUAAUUUUAAAAUGGAUUUCAGAGCAAUCUGCAUAUAAAGAUGAUGGUAAAAUUGGUGGUAAUAUAGCUAAUGGUUUAGAAAUUGAAACUUCAGAAGAUGAUGUAAUGUGCGAAAAAUUUUCAAGUUUAACUGUGAUUGGCUUAUUAAAAAAAACAAAUUCACCUGAUCUUCAGUAUAGUUUUCUUCAUACAUUGAUUCGUCAUAACUAUCCACUAUCAUUAAAUUUUCAAGUGGGCUCGUUGACUGAUAUUAUGUUAAAAGGAGUAUAUAAAUUUUUAAAACAAAUGAAUUUUAUACGUCAAGCUCCAAACAUAAUAGUUAUGACAAUUGAACCAUACGCUAGAUUCGCUGACUUGUUAGAAAAUUACGGAUUCUUAGAUCAUCUUUAUCAAUUUCUUGAAUUUUUAUUAGUUACUCCACAAGUUACAUUUGUUUGGGGCAAAUACUAUAUAAAGAAGCAAAAUUAUGAUUUGGCAAAACAACAUUUCAUUAAAGCUGGCUCUGGAUUCGUAAGCGAUAUCAAUUUACCUGAUUAUACUGGAAGACCUAUCAUUAGGUCUCAAGACAAUUUUCAAGGUGAUUUGACUGCAUAUUUUCAACAUGUAGCAACAAUUUUUGAAAAUGUGAAUCAAUUGGAUUAUGGUGUUGAAUUUUGUAAAAAAGCAUUAAAUGCAUUUGAUUAUGUUAAGCAACAAACUCCAGAAGGUCAACAAACAUAUUCAUCAUUGUAUACUAAAAUAUUCAAUGAUGCUUUAAAGAAAGGAUUAUUUGAUGAUGCGUAUUCUGCACUUACAUCUAAUCCUAAUAUAAAAGAAGCACUUAAACAAUUAAAAGCACUUGUUAUUGGAUUAUGUGAAAAAAACGAAACAAAAUAUCUUUCCGAAUUAUCAUUUAUAAAUUAUCGAAAAGAUUUUGAAAGUAUAAUGGAACUUCAAGCUCAUCGCCAUGUAGUUACAAAACCAACAAACUAUUCUAGGAUAUUAUAUUCCUAUUACGUUAGAUGUCUCGUAAAAUAUAAAGACGCUGCUCGUGUCAUGUAUCAAUAUGGCAAAAAAGUCGAAGCAGCAUGUUUGAAUUUUGAUAACUUUCAAAAGGCAAUGACUGAAGUAGCGACUAGUUAUUUGACAUCGAUGAACACAUUAAAAUUGCUUGAACCCGAUGAUGCAUGGUUCUAUUACGUAAAUAUUUUCAAUGAUGAUGAUGAAGGACGGGCGUUAAAAAAGAGGAAAAAAGAUGAUGGUACAUCUGGGAAUUGUGACAAAUUGGAAAUGAUUAAUAUACAAAAGAUACGGCAAGACUAUACACUAUCAAUGGCAAGAUUAGAAUUGGGGCAUCAUCAACCUUUAGAAGAAGUUAGGAUUGGUAAUGUUAAUGAAAUUGUCAGGAUGUGUAGUUAUGUAAAUAAAUUUGAUUUAGCUAUUUCUGGAUCAGAUAGAGUCAAAGCAUGGAUAAUAUUAGAAAAGUAUUUAGAAAGAUAUGAUAAAAUGGAAGAGACGCAAUGUCGAUAUAGGGCUGUCGUUUUGAAAACUUUACUUUCAAUACCUCUCAAUAUUAAAAUACCGUUGUUUCUAAAGUCAUUCUACAAGGAAAAUUAUCAAGAUGAUUAUAUCAAUAUCUUAUUAAAUAACAACUCUACAUAUGAUGCGGUUGAAGCUGCAGUUCAUUGGAUCCAAAAGUGCACUGCUGUAAAAGAUACACAAGAUGACAAUAUUAAUUGGGAUACAAUUGAUAAAGUAUCUAAAUAUUUGGAGGUUUUAUUGUCGGGAGGAAGUGAAGUAAUUAUGCUGGAUGAAAGAGUUGAGGGAUUUUUAAAAGAUUUGAAAAAAGACUUGGAUAAUGCGAUUGACAAAUAUUUUUCAAAAUAA
Entrophospora candida is the source of this 4419-nucleotide messenger RNA. The record is from the annotation of a GenBank genome assembly. Lineage: Eukaryota; Fungi; Glomeromycota; Glomeromycetes; Entrophosporales; Entrophosporaceae.